UUUAUUGCACUGCAAAUGUUGAAUACUGUGGUUUUCCUUAAAUUAGAGAACUAUUAGAGAAUUAGAGAACUAUUCCUUAAAUUAGAGAACUAUUAGUUGAUUUUCGCGGCACCAUUUGCUAAAUUUUUGGCCCAUGUGUCAGGGCCAUUUACAGGUUAUGUAGUGCGAAUUAUCGAAUUGUUUUUAAAUAAUUUGGCCAUUCCACCUUAUAAUUAUUUGUAUGCACAUUAACUUCCGUUAGUUCGUACACUAACGAUAAAUACAAAUGUACCUUACCUAGUGUGACAAACAAAAUGUCAUUCUGCUCAAUACAAGGCGCUGAAAAGUAUCGCGAUCAUUUUACGCCAGGGAUCUACGCGUGUUCGAAAUGCGGGUAUGAACUAUUUUCCAGCCACAGCAAAUAUGCCCACUCGUCGGUGUGGCCGGCAUUUACGGAAACGAUUCACGAUGACAGCGUAACAAAGGAAAUUGAGACAGUUCCACAAAGUAAACCAAACGCACUACGUGUUUCCUGUGGGAAAUGCCAACAGUUUCUGGGACAUGAGUUUCUUAAAGAUGGACCGGAUGGACAGCUGUCACGAUUCUGAAUAUACUCAGACACAUUAGCGUUUCAGUCAAACGCGAUACAGAGACAAGAAAAAUCGGCAGUCGAACUAGUUGUUCCAACACUGGAAGCUUCGGAAACGCAUACUAAUCAAACGCAGUAGGCGGUGCGUGGUAGUUAACGUUUCGACUGGGAUUACCCAAAGUCCUUGAAAUGAAAUUCUGUUCCCAAACCAUUAACAGUGGCGGAAUAGGAUGGAUGUGGACGGUGUAUUUCGUGAAGUAAUUAAGCAGCUUCGAAGAAUAAUCGUGUAAAAAACUUGGAAGUCUGAUUUAUUGUUCAAUUAUUGGCGAAUUUCAUGCGGUGCGCACCCUGCAUAAGGAUAAGGCUUAUUUCUUAUAUAUUGGUUUAUAGUCUAUGGGCUUGUUCAAUCGGGUCUUAAAUAAGUCGGCUAAUUCGUGUCCUACGCCGGACCUACGGUACUGCACGUUUCUAGAACCCCACAAUUAAUGCGGCGAAUUUAUUACAUAAAACUGGAAAAAUUCUA
Paramacrobiotus metropolitanus is the source of this 1091-nucleotide messenger RNA. RefSeq names its product methionine-R-sulfoxide reductase B1-like. Gene Ontology annotation, molecular function: peptide-methionine (R)-S-oxide reductase activity. The record is from RefSeq and is a predicted model, not a curated record. NCBI's taxonomy places the organism in Eukaryota, Metazoa, Tardigrada, Eutardigrada, Parachela, Macrobiotidae. The transcript is spliced from 3 exons.